CACUAAAUAUACCGCAAAAGAUUUUAUGUCUCCAAGAUUUGCAGGAAAAGAUUUUAAGUCUCCACUUUUAGACGACCUGUGACAUGACGUAGCGACGGUAUUGAUUAUGAUGCCGCUGACAUUUCAUCAUUGUACUGUACACUCGUGUAACAAAAUAAUCAUUUAUAUAUGUCAAUGUCCAUAUUCCAUGUGGUUGUGAAAAAUUUGUACUUCAUAGUUUGUCAAUAAUGUCUAGUGCUCCAACUUCGGCUGAACUUAUAAGCGUUGGUGGUGAACGAACUACUGGAGCGUCUGUAAGGACGCAAAAUGUUAUGGCUGUGUCAGCUAUUGCAAACAUUGUCAAAAGUUCUCUUGGUCCUGUUGGCUUAGAUAAAAUGCUUGUUGAUGAUGUUGGGGAUGUCACCGUAACUAAUGAUGGUGCAACAAUAUUGAAAUUACUUGAAGUAGAGCAUCCUGCAGCCAAGGUUCUUUGUGAACUUGCUGACCUUCAAGAUCAAGAGGUUGGUGAUGGUACAACAUCUGUCGUCAUUUUAGCUGCUGAACUUUUAAAGAAUGCUGAGGAUCUUGUGAAGUCAAAAAUUCAUCCAACGUCAAUUAUUAGUGGUUAUCGUCUAGCUUGCAAAGAAGCAUGCAAGUACAUCAAUGAACAUAUGACUAUUGGCGUGGAUGAAUUGGGUGGAGAUUGUAUUAUAAAUGUUGCUAAGACUGCCAUGUCAUCCAAACUCAUUGGUGCUGAUAGUGAUUUCUUUGGAAAGAUGGUUGUUGAUGCUGUCAUGGCUGUGAAACGAGAAGUCAAAGGUGAUAGCAAGUAUCCAAUCAAGUCAAUCAAUGUCCUUAAAGCGCAUGGUGCAAGUGCUCGUGAGAGUGUAUUGGUGAAUGGCUAUGCACUAAAUUGUACAAUAGCAUCACAAGCUAUGCCAAAGAAAAUUAAAAAUGCAAAAAUUGCAUGCCUUGACUUCAGUUUACAAAAGGCAAAGAUGCAUUUGGGUGUGAGUGUAGUUGUUGAAGAUCCUGAUAAACUAGAAGCUAUUAGAAAAAGAGAGUCUGAUAACAAAGAAAGAAUUGAGAAAAUUCUUGCAGCUGGUGCGAAUGUUGUUCUUGUAAGUGGAGGCAUUGAUGAUUUGUGUUUGAAAUAUUUUGUUGAAUCUGGAGUAAUGGCAAUCAGACGUUGUAAGAAACAAGAUCUCAAAAGGAUUGCUCGAUCAACUGGAGCAACAAUGUUAUUGACUUUGACAAAUUUGGAAGGUGAAGAAAGCUUUGAUGCAACAAUGUUGGGUCACGCUGAAGAAAUAGUUCAGGAAAGGAUUUCUGAUGAUGAACUGGUUAUUAUUAAAGAGCCUAAAGCUCGAACAGCUGCAUCUAUAAUCCUUCGAGGAGCAAAUGAUUUUAUGUUAGAUGAAAUGGAAAGAUCCUUUCAUGAUGCUUUAUGUGUGGUAAAAAGAGUUUUGGAUUCAAAGAAGGUGGUGCCAGGUGGAGGAGCUGUUGAGGCUGCAUUAUCUAUUUACUUGGAGAAUUUUGCUACCUCUUUAGGUUCAAGAGAACAACUAGCUAUUGCAGAAUUUGCUAAUUCUCUUUUGGUCAUUCCUAAGACAUUAGCAGUGAAUGCUGCUAAGGAUUCAACUGAAUUGAUUGCUAAACUUCGUGCUUAUCACAACACAUCACAAACAAACAAUGAUAAAGUGCAUUUUAAAUGGAUGGGCUUAAAUCUUGUUGAAGGUGUAAUUCGUGAUAGCAAAAAGGCAGGUGUACUUGAACCAGUUGUUUGUAAAGUAAAAUGUUUGAAGUUUGCCACAGAGGCAGCUAUAACUAUUCUUCGAAUUGAUGACAUGAUUAAAUUGGAGAAAAAACAAGAAGACCCACAUGGAAGAUCAUAUCAAGAUGCUGUUAGAGGUGGACAUCUUUAAAGUAAACAUCCAUAAAAAAACUGCGAUCAAAGAUAAUAGAUGUUACAAUGUUCACAUCUCAAAUACAUGGAUCAAAGUUA
Molecule: messenger RNA, 1984 nt
Organism: Xenia sp. Carnegie-2017
Lineage: Eukaryota; Metazoa; Cnidaria; Anthozoa; Malacalcyonacea; Xeniidae
Product: T-complex protein 1 subunit alpha-like
Biological process (GO): protein folding
Cellular component (GO): chaperonin-containing T-complex
Molecular function (GO): ATP binding; ATP hydrolysis activity; ATP-dependent protein folding chaperone
Source: RefSeq, a predicted model, not a curated record